UAUAAGGGGCUAGGACUACUGCGCUUGGCCAUUCUUCUUCAGGCUAAUUUAUAUAGCAAAUUUUAUUUUAUGGAUCGUGAGAGAAAUCUUCAUUCUCUUCGUUUCUCUCUUCAUCGUCUAUCACUAUGGCUGCCCAGAAAGGGACGCUUUACUCGUCAAUCAUAGAUGUCAAAGGAAAUGGCUUCCUGGAUAACAAUCGGAGCAAAGAAGCUGAGAAGCCAAGUUUCGCUGACCUUCCACUAUGCCUCUUGGAAGUAAUAAUAUCUCAACUUGUCUUAAAAGAUAACAUUCGAGCUUCCGCUGUCUGCAGAACAUGGCGUGAAGCCGGUCUAUAUGUCCGGUUGGUAGACAAGCCGCCUUGGCUUAUGUACUUACCUAAACGUGGCAACUUGUUCGAGCUCUAUGAUCCAUUGCAACAGAAGAUGCACACACUUAAUUUACCAGAGCUAGCGAAAUCCACCGUGUGUUACUCGAGAGACGGAUGGUUACUUAUGCGCAAAACUGCUUCAAACAAAAUGUUCUUCUUCAACCCGUUUACUCGUAAGCUCAUAAACUUGCCAAACUGUGAGUUAUCAUAUGAUGCGAUUGCUUUCUCCUGUGCACCUACAUCUGGUACUUGCGUGCUAUUAGCGUUUAAGCAUGUUCGUUAUGGUGUCACCACUACGAGCACUUGUUAUCCCGGAGCAACGGAGUGGAUUACGGAGGAUUUAAAUUUCUUUCUUUCUUAUGGCCACGAUAGUCUCAAGCACAGCAACGUUGUCUAUGCCCUACGUCGCUUCAAUUGCCUUGAUGGCGAUGGAGGCUUAUAUCACUUUGAACCGUCUACUCGAGAGUGGAGGUAUGAAACGGUAAUUCUACCGGAUUGUCCUUAUAUCUCAGAUAGAUUUAGGUACGAGUAUGAGCGUAAGAAGAAGAGAAUUUUGUUGGCGGUGCGAAAGGGAGAGUUCUUUAAAAUAUUUACAUGCGGAGGUGAGAAACCGAUAGUGUAUAAAAUGGGCUUUAUAAAAUGGACGAAGAUCAAUAGUAGUACACUCGAGGGCUUAACAAUCUUUACGAGUCUUUAUUCAUCUGAGAUGAGAGUCAAUCUCCCAUGGAUGAGGAAUAGUGUUUACUUCCCAAAGCUUCGUUUUAGUUGCAAGUGUUGUGUAUCGUAUUCGUUCGAUGAAGAAAGGUUUUAUCCGCGUAAGCAGUGGCAAGAACAGGAGGAUUUAUGUCCACUUGAGAAUCUUUGGAUUAGACCGCCCAAGAGAGCACUAGACUACAUGUGAAGCUAAAGCAAUUGCAAAACGUGAUGAGAGCACCUCUCAUUGUGGUGGAUAUUGAUUAAGAUCAUCACAUUUAUCCUGUGACUUGACUCUUUUCAUUUUAAAUUUAUUUAUGUACUUCAAUCUUUUUUUCAUGGUUGAACUAUUUUUUUUAUCUUGAUGUUGACUGUAGACCUAGAACA
Molecule: messenger RNA, 1447 nt
Organism: Raphanus sativus (radish)
Lineage: Eukaryota; Viridiplantae; Streptophyta; Magnoliopsida; Brassicales; Brassicaceae
Product: F-box protein At4g00893-like
Exons: 2
Coding region: 126-1268 (380 amino acids)
Molecular function (GO): protein binding
Source: RefSeq, a predicted model, not a curated record